AUGUUGAUUCAAGUUGAACAUCAUGAUAUAUUAGAAUUUGAAAGAAAUACUAGUGAUCAUCAUCAUCAUAAUAACAAUUAUAAUAAUCUUAAUAGAGAUGAUUGGUUUUUUAUCAAUUCAAAGAUUUGUUCAAUGUCUAAUAAAAAUCAUGUUCAAACAUCAAUAAAUUGUAUUCUGAUUUAUUUAACCUUAUUUCCUCCGAAACUAUUAUCUAAAUGUUAUAAAACAAUUGAACGAUAUCAUUGUGCUUACUGGUUAACAAUAAUAUUUUUGACUGUUUCAUGUUGUUUGUAUUAUGAAGAAUUCCACCCUGGUAUUCUACAUUAUUUAAAGAAAUCAGAUAUAAUAACUUAUAUACAGUAUAUUUAUCGAAAUAUUCAUUCUUAUAUAAUGUAUGUGGAUGAUUAUAUCAUAUUUCCUGGAGUAGAAGCUAUGCAAACACCGGCUGGAUUUCCUAAACCACCGGAAUACUUUACAUCUUAUGAACAAAUGAUCGAUUAUUUGGCGGCAUUAAAUCAAUAUUACCAAGUGUUCGGUCGUUCAAGAUAUGGAUAACGUUUUGUGUGAAGAAAUCAAAACUCAUGCUGAAUACUCAUGAUGAUGAUUGUCUGAUUGAUUCUUCAAUAAAGAAAUUCUGCCAGAAAACUAAUACAAAACUCAUGUAUUAUCUAUCAUUCAUAAGUUUCAUGCAAUAAAAAAAUAUUUUGCAAAAAAUAAAAGCGAAAAAAAAAGUGGACUGCAUUUUAUUAUGUUGGUGUGUUGUGUUUUUUUUAUUCAUUCCUAUAGAAGAACAUUUUACGUGAAUCGGAA
Molecule: messenger RNA, 810 nt
Organism: Schistosoma turkestanicum
Lineage: Eukaryota; Metazoa; Platyhelminthes; Trematoda; Strigeidida; Schistosomatidae
Source: the annotation of a GenBank genome assembly